UGUACUAGUAUGUUGCCUUCCGCUCUGACGCGCGGUAUGCGAUCCGAUUGUUUUAACCGCAGCCAUGCAGUACGUUUUAUUAAGGUGCAGUGCGGGUCUCGCCUGUCCGCUUGUCCGCCGGGGUCCGUCGAGGCGGUCUUCGCUGCGAAGGGCCGAGGCGCCCGGCGGCCAGAGGUGCAGGCCGGACCUUGCCGCCCACGGAGGGCAAGAGCCCGUUACAUGUCUGCUUCAGCAUGUAUUUUUUGAAAUCCCCCGCGAGGCGGGAGUUAGAAGGGGGAGGGGGGAGGAGACCGUGCCGUGCUCUUGUCCGAAGGCAGGAGAUUUUAGUGGCGUCGCUGUUUUGAUUCGAGUGCCACCGCCAACUUCAGACCAUGUUCGGACGCGCGGAAGAAGCGCUCGCCCUGUUGCAGCCAGGCGGCCAAUGUCAGCCCUCUUGCGCCGCCUUGGCAGCAAAUCCUCGCGGACAAUCAGUGCGCAUUUUUCCCCCCGCUGCUGCGCUGGCAAGCUGUCAAGUGAGCGACGGGGAAACACGGGGUCGACCGUGCGGACGUCUCCACGCAAGCUGCCCGCGCAAGGCCGCGCGCGAGCGCCCGCCUUCCUGCGUGGCGUGCCGCGCUGGCGGCCCCCGUUAGCCACCGCGUGGGGUCGUUGUGCCAUCUCGCGUACAGGGACCCUUCCUUUCGGAGGAGUCUUACGUCCCCCUGAUCCUUGCCUGUCGCUCAGAGGGCUCCGAGCCCGAGUCCUCGCCUCCCCCCCUGUGGCGAUCGCGAGGGAGCCGCCGCGCGCCCUCUCCCCCUGGCGCGCUCUGCUUCGAGGUGGGCGGCUUUUCAACGCGCGCGCCGGACGCGAGGGGCGCGGGGCGGCACCUGGCAGGGGGGCAGGAAGCCAGGACCAGACCAUCCAGGGAAGCUGGUCUGGCCAGGCCUCCUCCCCCGCGUUCCUUACCGAGCGGGCGGCGCCGGACGGCCGCCGAGGGCAGGCUGGCUCCGUGCGUUCAGGCUGGGCUGUCGUCCGAGAGUUCCAGCGCCCCAGCGGAAUGCCGCUCGCCCUGCGACGCCGCCAUGCGCCGGGGGCCGGCGGCUGGGCUUGGCUAUCGGCGGUCGCGUCCGCGCAUUUGGGGAGUCCCCCCACGCGGGCUCGCUGGACAAAAGAGGCCGCGGGUGCACGGACGGGAAGAGGGGAAGGUAGUGCCGCGAUCGCCAGCGCCGGGUCACCUCGGUGACCCUGCCGUGCGUCGAGUCGUGGCCUCCCUCCCGAUCAGCUUGUGCGUGGCGCCAGGGCGCACUUGCAAAG
Messenger RNA from Prorocentrum cordatum, 1293 nucleotides. The record is from the annotation of a GenBank genome assembly. NCBI's taxonomy places the organism in Eukaryota, Dinophyceae, Prorocentrales, Prorocentraceae.